CAGGAUUGCUCUGCAUCAAAUAAAGUUAAUCUGAUAAGUGACGUGUUUAACUUUAAGGUCCCUUCACAUACUCGUCUAUACAGGGACUUGCAGUGUUUUUUUCUCACAACAAAGCCGCUACACAAUUACGAUAUGGUGCUCUUUGAACCUUGUCUGGCAAUAAAAAGCCACGGAUUCCAGUCCACUUUGACCUAUAUAGCUGGUGAUAUGAUUUUUGACCGGGUCAGCCAGCCGACAGCCUGCAUCAGCCGGGGAGGACCGGCGCGAACUCGAUGACACCGACAGCCCCGACGCAGGGCGCGCACUUGGCUUCCAUUGAUGAAGCGCACUUGACUUCAGACAAGACUCGACACAGCAGCCGCAAACAUGUCUCGGUUCGCGUCCCGUCUCUUCGCGGUUGCUUCUCAACACGCCACGGCGAGAUCGGCGGCGUUACCCAGGAGGAUCCCGGCGUUCAUCCGGCCCGUGUGCACGUCUCGAGGCCUGCAGUCUCUCACCCGCUACGAUGAGACUACAGACUGGCAAAAGAAACUGACCCCGGAACAGUAUGUAGUCACCCGAGAGAAGGGGACUGAGGUGCCCUUUAGUGGGAUCUACCUUAACCAUUCAGAAGUGGGGAUGUACCACUGUGUCUGCUGUGAUGCUCCACUUUUCAGUUCAGAGGCUAAGUAUGACUCUGGGACUGGCUGGCCAGCCUUCAAAGAGGCUCAUGGGACAUGGGAGCGGGAUGAAAGCCACGCCUCCAUCGUCCGUCGCCCUGACAACAGCCUUGGUAGUGCGGGAACAGAGGUCCUUUGUAAAAAUUGUGAUGCCCACCUGGGUCAUGUGUUUGAUGACGGACCAGAGCCAACAGGUCAGCGCUUCUGUAUCAACAGUGUGGCCCUCACGUUUAAACCCCGAGGAAACAGCAAAUCUGACAAGCAGGAGGAAAACUGAUCAAUUACAAGGACUUAUCGAAAACACACAGGCAAAGUGAAGGUCCAGAGUGGUUUGGGCCGAUACAGGUCUGAGAAACUUUGUGUAUUCAUGUUUGAAUUUAGAUGGAAAUGGACUUCCUGUAGUUUUCAAACUGAAAGACACUGAGUUGAGCUCAGUCUCCCACUCACAAACUUUGGAGAGGAGUCUAAAAAUCUGCCGAUCAUUUGUUACGUGAUUCACACAAACCCAAAUACUGUGACCUCAUAAACCUCAUACUGUAGACCAUCAGUUCCUGCGGUCACCUCAGUCACAUAAUGAAAAACAUACCCAACCAAGUUUUGUUGUCAUUUUUUAUCCUUUUCUAAUUUUGUUGAGUAGGAAAUUUUGACUUGGUGUAUGUUUACUGAAUGAAAUGUAGUUUACACGAGCAGCUUGACACUGCACUGUCAGACAUAGUGUCUAAUUGUGUUGAAAAAUGUUAAAAUACACUGGACCUGAAUGAAGAGCUUUUUGCUGGAGAGACUGUGACGAAGGAAGUUAUGGCGUUGCUGCUUUGUGUGUUUUUCCAUCUGGUGCCACAUUUAAAGAUCAAAUUGACUGAUCCAUUGAAUCAUGCAAAGCUGACUAAUAAUUUGUCAAUAAAUGCACAUUUUGGUUCUUCUAUGAA
Messenger RNA from Scatophagus argus, 1585 nucleotides. It is a transcript of the gene msrb2, whose product is annotated as methionine sulfoxide reductase B2. The record is from RefSeq and is a predicted model, not a curated record. The coding region runs from base 367 to 936 and encodes 189 amino acids. Gene Ontology annotation, cellular component: cytoplasm. NCBI's taxonomy places the organism in Eukaryota, Metazoa, Chordata, Actinopteri, Scatophagidae. Gene Ontology annotation, molecular function: peptide-methionine (R)-S-oxide reductase activity. Gene Ontology annotation, biological process: response to oxidative stress; protein repair. The transcript is spliced from 5 exons.